Molecule: messenger RNA, 3978 nt
Organism: Mus musculus (house mouse)
Lineage: Eukaryota; Metazoa; Chordata; Mammalia; Rodentia; Muridae
Gene: Nudt18
Product: nudix hydrolase 18
Exons: 3
Coding region: 422-1219 (265 amino acids)
Biological process (GO): GDP catabolic process; dGDP catabolic process; dADP catabolic process
Cellular component (GO): Golgi apparatus; nucleoplasm
Molecular function (GO): farnesyl diphosphatase activity; 8-oxo-GDP phosphatase activity; isoprenoid diphosphate phosphatase activity
Source: RefSeq, marked validated
CUCAACGAGCAGGUGAGCGUCCGACCGGCCGCUGGCCUUCGGCUGGUCUCGGGAGCGUGCCGCCUGCCCUGAUCUGAACAGGCGAGCCAACGGCCGCUGCCUGUAUGUGGCGCUUCCCAAUGUUGCAAAGCACUCUCAACACUAGCAGCUGAGCUGAGAUCGUCCUUCUGUAGACUCUAUAAUAUGGAAGGAGAAGCCGAGGUCCCGGGGCGGUUUAUCUCAUCCACUAGACCUCGCCCCCCACCAGGAGAGGCCUGUAAUAUGCCCCCUUCCUUUCCAGGAGUCUAGACUCUCCCGGCGCCUCGGGAGAGUAAUGGGGAGCUUACAUGCAGGCCUCCGAUCCUGUGAGAGUUCUUUUUAGUGAUCACUUCUGCACAAGUCAGCGUUAUAAAAUCCUGGCCAAGAAGGGGAUGAGGUGUUGAUGAUACAGGAGGCCAAGAGGGAAUGCCGGGGGACAUGGUACCUCCCUGCAGGAAGAAUGGAACCAGGAGAAACCAUCGUGGAGGCCAUGCAGCGGGAGGUGAAGGAGGAGGCAGGGCUGCUCUGUGAGCCAGUGACACUGCUGUCCGUGGAGGAGAGGGGCGCCUCCUGGAUCCGCUUUGUGUUCCUCGCUCGACCAACAGGCGGAGUUCUCAAGACUUCCAAAGAUGCUGAUUCUGAGUCCCUCCAGGCCGGCUGGUACCCACGGGUCUCCCUGCCCACACCGCUUAGAGCCCAUGAUGUUCUGCACCUGGUAGAGCUAGGCGCCAAAUUCUGCCAACAAGCCAUGCACCCUCUCAUUCUGCCUCAAGAGCUCCCCUGCAGUGUGGUCUGCCAACGGCUGGUGACCACCUUCACAACAGUCCAGUCGGUGUGGGUGUUGGUGGGCACGGUGGGGACACCUCACUUGCCCAUCACUGCCUGUGGCUUUACCCCUAUGGAACAAAGGGGCGGCAUCAAGGUGGCCAUCUUGAGGCUCCUACAGGAGUGUCUGACUCUGCACAGUUUGGCAGUGGAGACCAAGGGGUUGCUUGGGUUGCAACACCUAGGCAGAGACCAUGUGGAUGGUGUCUGCCUGAAUGUGCUGGUGACCGUGGCUUUUCGGAACCCAGGAAUCCAAGACGAGCCCCCAAAGAUUCGGGGUGAAAACUACUUUUGGUGGAAGGUAUUAGAGGAAGAUUUACAAAAACUGCUUCUGUACAGACUCCAGGAAUCUUCUGUGAUCCCCCUGAGCAGAUAGAGAGAUUCCAGCAGGGACCAAAAGCUGAGCUGCCCCCUCCCUCUGAGGCAGAGAAAAGGCUGGCAGUCAGGGAUCUCAUUGCACAUUUUGAGGGGGCAGGGACCACACAUUGAGCCCAAAGGGAGGGUGUCUUGAAUCCACUUUUCAAGGGCUCAGUUCUGAGGGCACACAGUACUUGUCUUUUAAGUUGGUGAGGAACUUUUUGAACCCUAAAUGGCACCAUCUUUGUCCACUUUGGAAAAGGCUGCAUGUCAAUCCUUCCAACCCCAUAGGAAUGUAGAGAGGGAUGGGACAUGGGGGACGCAUCCCUCAGGGCAGAGUCCUCAUUGCUGAGUAAAAAGGUAUUGCUUAACCUGCCUGCUUGCCUAAAUGUCUGUGUGGGGAGGAUAUGGGGCACUGUCCCACCCACAGUCACCCAGGUCUUUCCUCACCGUGUACACACUGAUGCUAUGCAGGGAUGUAAGGAUCCUGAGGCAGACAUCGAUGCUCGCUGAAGCCUCGACCCACCCAGGCUCUUUUUAGUGUUCCUGUCCUGUCAGGGCGGGCGUGGGACUUUGAAGUGACCACACCCCUAAUAAAAGCACAGCUCAGACCUGUCCAGGUGUUGAACGGUUCGGUCUGGUGAAACUGCCUAGGGAACAAGAAAGAGCUGAGGAUGACACGUUGGCCUCUGCCAGUCUUUUUCUCUUUGAGCUUCCUGGGCUCUGACCUGUUCCGUGUGCUCUCGGACCUGGCUUUUUGGUUUUUGUUCAUGUCCCUGUCCUCAGUUCAUGUCGCCCAGGCAGACUGUGAACUCUUAUAAUGUAGCUGGUGAUGACCUUGACUCAUCCAGAUUCUGCAGAAGUCAAGCCCUUUUAUCAAUGGGUUACACUCCCAGGCCAGCACAGGAUUCUGUUUUCUUGAGAUAGACUCUGCCCACAUAGACCAGGCUGACCUCAAUCAAGUUUGUUGUGAUCUUCCUGCCUCCAAUUCUUGAGUCCUGGGAAUACAGAUGUGCUCCAGCAUGCUGCUGCUUAUCAUUAGCAUCAUUAUUAUUAUCUGAUGAAAGCUUCGGAGCUGGCGAGGUGGCUCCGCUCAGCAGUUAAGAGCAUAUGCGGCUGGCUCAUGCUGAGGACCUGAGUUUGGUUUCCAGUCCUUGCACCAAGUGGCUCACAACCACCUCCAGCUUCAGGCUUUCUGAAACCCUCUCUAGCCUCUGAGGGCACUCACUCAAUGUGUACAUCUCCUAUGCAGACAUACAUAAUUAAAAAUAGAAAUGAAAAUGAAAAUCAAAAGCAGUUGGAGCAAAGGAAAUGUAUCCCAUGUUGCUAAUCAUCACAUUAGAUUUCUGAUUCUGAGCAAGGAGACGCACUUCCUAGCAUUGCUUUUCACAGAGGACAGUAGCUUGAGGAGCCAGAAAAACUCCUUGAUCCUUUUCCUAGUGCCCCAGGCCUCUUUGGUAACCAUCUUGUCUGGUCUCUAGAAAGAGGAAUCCUCCUUAGACUCCCUGAGGACAUAGUUUCCAAAUGAUAAACCAAAGCGAGGUAUGAUGGCACACACCUUUUAUCCCAGCAUUCGGGAGGCAGAGGCAGGAGGAUCUCUAGGAAUCUAUAUAGCAAGUUCCAGGACAGCCAGUACUACAUAGUGAGGCCCUAUUUCAAAAACUAGAACAAAAUAAAUGAAGUCUUUUCUAUUUUAUUUUUGGAGUGCUGUGGGUUGAACCCAGGGGCUCACACAUUUUGGGUUAAGCAGGCUACCUAAUGGUCUCACUGAAAACCAAAACCUUUUAUUCAGGUCAGGACUCCUCCAGUUCCCCCACACACAGAGAAGGGCAGUGACAUUCACUGCCACCAUUUAGCCUGGUGGCUUUUGAUCCUGAGUACACAUCACUGUCACCCAGACAGUUCUCAGUUCUGUCCACCCACUAGGGUGACUAAGCUGCUGAAACCAGCUGGGAGCUGGCGUGUGUGUGUGUGUGUGUGUGUGUGUGUGUGUGUGUGUGUCUGUCCAAGCGCAUGAGCAGGCACAUGCAUGCACAUAAGCAAGAGAAGGAGGGUGUCGGGAGCCCUGUUCUAUUGCUUUCUACUUUAUUCCCGUGAGACAGGGUCUGGUCUAUCACUGAACCUGGAGCUAGACUGGCACACUGCAAGCUCCAGUGAUCCUCCUGUCUCCUUUACCCAUGGCUCUAGGACGUCAGAUGUGUACGCAGCCACACCUUGGCUUCUUACCUGGGUGAUGGGAAUACAGAGAAACCCAUGGCUCUGUUGGCACUUUCACCCCCUGAGCCAUCUCCCCAGCUGGGCACCAGUAUCUCAGAAAGAAGCCUAGAUUAUUCUUAAAAGGUCUUUUUAGAUUUCUGUUUAUGUGUGUGUGUGUGCACACUCAAGUGCAGGCCCUCAGAGGCAUCAGAUCCCCUGGAGCUGGCGCUUUGGGCAGUUGAAGGCUUCCUUACAUUGGUGCUGGGAAGCAAACUUAGGUCCUCUGCAGUAAGUGUGUUACUCACUAAGCUGCCUCUCCAAGUGGUUCUAGUAGGCACUAUUGAAACCCUGCUGAGGACCUGCUUCUCAAAUCUCCAUUGCCCGACCCCCUGGAUACUCUUUAUGAUUCAGAAUACUCAUUCCCAUACCAUUUAGAAAACAGCCGAUGUGGGAGUUGGGCACCGGAGUACACACCUGUAACUCCAGCACUCAGGAGGCUGAGACGAAAGGGUCCCUAUCCAGUUCAAAGCCAUCCUGGACAUGUAUGGAGCAUGACCCUCUCAAAAGUCCAACCCACCAACC